UUUUUGUUUUUGGAUGCUUUGCUUCGACAGCUUUCAUGAACUAUGGAUCCAAUGCUCAACUCAUACCAGAAGAUGAAGUGAAAGUUCUAGAAACAAUAUCAUCAAAGAUAGGGAACUUGAAUUGGAAUGUGACCCCACGUUCUUGUGUCGGGGGAGGCUUCAAAAAUGAGACCAUUAGCACAACAAAUAGCAUCAUAAGGAAUGUAACAUGCAAUUGCAGCUUCUUAAAUGGAAAAGUUUGUCAUGUUACAAAUAUUGUUUUCACAGGUCUCAAUUUAUCUGGACUUUUACCAAGUGAAUUUGGACUCCUUGCCUAUCUGCAAGAACUACGUCUUAAGGGGAACCCAAUUAGUGGUCCAAUUCCAGACGAAAUUGGUGAAAUUACAACUUUAGAGGAUUUAGAUUUGAGAGAUAGUCUAUUGGAAGGGACUCUUCCUUCUAGUCUUGGAAAAUUGAAGCAGCUACGCAAGUUGCAUUUGGCGGGAACAUCUAUGGAAGGCCCCAUUCCUACAACCAUAUCUUACUUAAGAAAUUUGACUGCACUGGUGUUGAGAAAUUGCUUCAUCCAUGAUUCCAUUCCAAAUUAUAUUGGUAAAAUGGAAAACUUAACUACUCUAGAUUUGAGCUUCAACAAGUUGACCGGUAAAAUCCCAAAUAGUAUAAGUAGCUUGACCUUCCUAAAUUCCAUGAGGCUAACUGAAAAUUCUCUGACCGGAAAAAUUCCUGAUUGGAUGUUGCAACGGCAAUAUGGUCAUCUUGAUUUAUCUUACAACAAUUUUUCGAAGACUUCUGCGACUAAUUGUCGAUACGAAAAUUUAUGUACUUGCCUAAAAAGGAGCCUUCCUUGUGGAGGAAAACCCAAAUAUCAUUCAUUGUUCAUAAAUUGUGGAGGACCACAAAUUAUUUAUGAGGGGAAUAAAUACGAAGGUGACAUCAGGCCUGAGCCUAUCUCAUUCUUUUGCCCUAGUGAUGAUAAAUGGGCUUAUAGCAGCACAGCAAGAGUAAAAUACUAUAAUAAAAUAACAACGAAUAGAUUUUCCCUCAACAUUACUGGUCCUGACUUCUAUCAAACAGCUCGCAUUUCCCCUUUGUCUCUCAAGUACCAUGGCCUCUGUAUGAUUAACGGAAAUUACAACGUCAAGCUCUAUUUUGCUGAGAUUAUGUAUUCUCAGGAUCAAGAUUUCAAUCAUGUUGGAAGACGCAUUUUUGAUGUUUCAAUCCAAGGUAGGAAAUAUUUGCAUGAUUUCAACAUUAUGAGGGAAGCCGGCGGCGUUGGUAAGGGCAUUGUCAAGGACUUUAGUGUUGAUGUUAAUGAUAACACCUUGGAGAUUCAUUUAUACUGGGCUGAAAAAGGAACUACAAGCAUUCCCAAUGAAAACAAUGGUGUAUAUGGACCUCUUAUAUCUGCUAUUUCAGUCACCCCAAAUUUCAAAAUUCCAUGGAUUUUUGGUGGAGCCAUUGCUGGAAUUGUGGUUGGAUCAUGUGUGCUCCUCAUCAUACUAAUAAUAAUAUUCAUCCUCCGAAAAAUGGGCUUACUAGGUGUCAAAGAUUCAAAAGACAAACAACUUUUAGAUCUAAAAACGGGUUAUUUCUCUUUAAAACAAAUCAAAGAUGCCACUAAUAACUUUGCCCCAGAAAAUAAGAUUGGUGAAGGAGGUUUUGGGCCAGUGCACAAGGGUACACUAUCAAAUGGUGUUGUCAUAGCUGUGAAACAGCUUUCCUCUAAAUCAAAACAAGGGAAUCGUGAAUUUGUUAAUGAAAUUGGAAUGAUUUCUGCUUUGCAACACCCAAACCUCGUGAAGCUUUAUGGAUGUUGUGUUGAAGGAAAUCAAUUGUUGCUGAUAUAUGAGUACAUGGAGAACAAUAGUCUUGCUAGUGCUCUUUUUGGUGGCCAAGGUCAAAAGAUGCACUUGGACUGGCCUACAAGAAUGAAGAUAUGCGUAGGAAUAGCAAGAGGAUUAGCUUAUCUUCAUGAGGAAUCAAGGUUGAAAAUUGUGCAUAGAGAUAUUAAGGCAACAAAUGUCUUACUUGAUAAAGAUUUGAAUGCCAAGAUCUCAGAUUUUGGAUUAGCCAAGCUUGAUGAAGAUGAAAAUACUCAUAUAAGCACAAGAAUAGCAGGAACCAUCGGUUAUAUGGCCCCUGAAUAUGCAAUGCGAGGAUGCUUAACUGAUAAAGCAGAUGUUUAUAGUUUUGGAGUCGUCGCUUUAGAAAUUGUCAGUGGAAAAAGUAACACAAGUUACAGGCCAAAAAAGGAGUUUGUUUACCUUCUUGAUUGGGCCUAUGUUCUUCAAGAGCAAGGAAACCUUCUUGAGUUGGUGGAUCCAAGUCUUGGUUCAAGCUACUCCUCACAGGAAGCCAUGAGAAUGCUGGAGCUGGCACUCCUAUGUACUAACCCAUCUCCAACACUCAGGCCAUCCAUGUCCUCUAUUGUCUACAUGCUUGAAGGAAAGUUGCCAAUCCAAGCCCUAACAAUCAAACGUCGGGAGAGUGACCAACAGGUUGCCAGAUUCAAGGCCUUAGAGAUACAAUCAUCUCAAGAAAGCCAUAGCCAAACCUUUAGUUCUUCUUCUACAUCAAGAUCACACGAAAAUGUGAAGCAAAGGGUUGAAGCAACGGAUAGCGCAUCAUCAAAAUACAAUUGUAGAAGUUAAACCUUAGCUGCUUCUGCAUUC
Molecule: messenger RNA, 2672 nt
Organism: Neltuma alba
Lineage: Eukaryota; Viridiplantae; Streptophyta; Magnoliopsida; Fabales; Fabaceae
Product: probable LRR receptor-like serine/threonine-protein kinase At1g53430
Exons: 19
Coding region: 36-2651 (871 amino acids)
Biological process (GO): protein phosphorylation
Molecular function (GO): ATP binding; protein kinase activity; protein binding
Source: RefSeq, a predicted model, not a curated record